AUGUCACUUGAAGACAGGCUUCUCUCGGGUGCACUGCUCAACGAUAUUCACAAAGGCGCUCGUCUGAAGAAAGCUGUUACCAAUGAUAGAUCCGCGCCGAUCAUUGCGAGUAGUGGAGGAGGCUCGGUAGCACCUCCUGUCGGAGCAGCGCCACCAGUGCCAGGGGCAAUGAAACCGCCUUCCGGGCUCGCUCCGCCGGUUCCCCCGGCUGGCAGAUUGCGAAGCAAUAGUGAAGGAGUGACUGGGUCAGACAAUACAUUGGGAAGUCCUGCAGCUCAAUUAGGCGGACUUUUUGCCGGUGGAAUGCCCAAAUUGCGCAGUCGAGGUGGUGUUGAUACAGGUGCCACUCGAGACUCCCCAUACAUGUCUGACUCCGAGGCUGCGCGCCGAGCACCUUCUGCGCCAGCUCCAAAACCUCCUACAGCUCCUCGGCCACCUGGCGCGCGGCCACCACCUCCACCGCCAUCUACAGAGUCCCCGCCCGCUCCGCCCGUGAACCCGCUAGUCGCUCAAUUGAAGAAACCACCUCCACGACCAGCGGCAAGACCAUCAUCUUCGAUAUCUUCGGCAGCUGGUAAGAGUGCACCAGAAGCUCCCCCCUCCACGAGCUCCUCCACCUCCACCAGGAGGCAAGGCUCCGCCGCCUCCUGCAUCUCGCAAACCCUCUGGAGCACCGCCACCUCCACCUCCAGUAGCUAG
This is a messenger RNA of Penicillium maclennaniae, 699 nucleotides long. Its product is annotated as putative proline-rich, actin-associated protein Vrp1. NCBI's taxonomy places the organism in Eukaryota, Fungi, Ascomycota, Eurotiomycetes, Eurotiales, Aspergillaceae. Gene Ontology annotation, molecular function: actin binding. The transcript is spliced from 2 exons. The record is from RefSeq and is a predicted model, not a curated record. The coding region runs from base 1 to 699 and encodes 232 amino acids.